GGACCAGCCAGGAGGGGAGAAGCACCUCCAGACCUGGAAAUAAGCCCAGACACUCCCGACGGGCAGGUUCUCUCCCUCUCACACGCGCUGCUCCGGGACUCCACAGCUCCCCCCACAAAGGACACCAUGAGCACAGAGAGCAUGAUCCGGGACGUGGAGCUCGCUGAGGAGCAGCUCCCCAAGAAGGCAGGGGGCCCCCACGGCUCCAGGCGGUGCUGGUGCCUCAGCCUCUUCUCCUUCCUGCUUGUGGCAGGAGCCACCGCGCUCUUCUGCCUGCUGCACUUCGGGGUGAUCGGCCCCCAGCGGGAGGAGUUCUCAGGCGGCCCUCCUUUCAGACCCUUGGCCCAGACGCUCACACUCAGAUCGGCUUCUAAAAAUGGGAACGACAAGCCUGUAGCUCACGUUGUAGCAAACCAACAAGCCCGGGAGAAGCUGCUGUGGCUGAACAAGCGCGCCAAUGCCCUCCUGGCCAACGGCAUGGACCUAAGCGACAACCAGCUGGUGGUGCCCUCGGACGGGCUAUACCUUGUCUACUCACAGGUCCUCUUUAAGGGCCAAGGCUGCCACUCCUACCUGCUGCUCACCCACACUGUCAGCCGCUUUGCUGUGUCCUACCAAGACAAGGUCAACCUCCUUUCCGCCAUCAAGAGUCCCUGCCAGAAGGAGACCCCUGAGGGGGCCGAGCUCAACCCCUGGUACGAGCCCAUCUACCUGGGAGGGGUCUUCCAGCUGCAGAAGGGCGACCGACUCAGCGCCGAGGUCAAUCAGCCUGAGUAUCUUGACUUUGCGGAGUCCGGGCAGAUCUACUUUGGGGUCAUUGCCUUGUGAGAAAUAGUCAGCUAUCCUUCCCCUCCCCUGCAAACAGUUCCUUUUGUUCAUUUGAUCCUUCGCUCCCUCAUCUUCUGGCUCAGAAAGGGAAUUAGGGGAUCAGGGCCAAACCCCAAGCUUGGAACUUUAAACAGUUCCACCACUCAGAAACUCAGGGUGCAGGGAUUGUGGUGUAGAACAUGGAAUGUUCACUCGCCACACCAAGAGUUUAAACUGGAGCUUCCGGAACUCACUGGGGCUCACAGCUUGGAUCCCUGAAUUCAACUUGGGGCAUCUGGAAUGUGAGGAUCAGGAAGCCUUUGGUCUGGAACACCCCUGGAGAAGACCUCACCUAGAGGCUGACAUGGGUGAGCCCCAGGCCUUCCUCUCUUCAAAUGCUUCCAGAAUCUUCCCUGAGCUAUGGAGCCAACCCUCCCCCACAGGGCCAAGCCCCUCUAUUUAUGAUUGCACUUGUAUUUAUUAUUUAUUUAUUAUUUAUUUAUUUACUGAUGAAUGUAUUUAUGUGAAGGUUAGCGUGUCCCGGGGGCCACCAUAGGAACAGCCUUGGGCCGGACGUGUUUUCCGUGAAAACACAAUAAACUAUAGGCUGUUCCUACCUGGCCUCUAGGGCUCUGUGCCUUCUUUUGCUUUGGUUUAAAAUGAAAUAUUUAUCUAACCCAGUGUUUUAGUAACGCUGAUCUGGUGACCACUGUCGCUGCAUCGCUGAAACUCUGCUCCCCAGGGGAGUUGUCUGUAAUCGCCCUACUGGUCAGU
This is a messenger RNA of Octodon degus (degu), 1581 nucleotides long. RefSeq names its product tumor necrosis factor (gene Tnf). The coding region runs from base 127 to 828 and encodes 233 amino acids. The record is from RefSeq and is a predicted model, not a curated record. The transcript is spliced from 4 exons. Gene Ontology annotation, cellular component: membrane; cell surface. Gene Ontology annotation, biological process: immune response; tumor necrosis factor-mediated signaling pathway; positive regulation of transcription by RNA polymerase II. NCBI's taxonomy places the organism in Eukaryota, Metazoa, Chordata, Mammalia, Rodentia, Octodontidae. Gene Ontology annotation, molecular function: cytokine activity; tumor necrosis factor receptor binding; CD40 receptor binding.